Messenger RNA from Physella acuta, 4218 nucleotides. RefSeq lists its product as uncharacterized. Gene Ontology annotation, biological process: anatomical structure development. Gene Ontology annotation, cellular component: extracellular region; cell surface. The record is from RefSeq and is a predicted model, not a curated record. NCBI's taxonomy places the organism in Eukaryota, Metazoa, Mollusca, Gastropoda, Physidae. Gene Ontology annotation, molecular function: signaling receptor binding.
AUGUUAAUCCCACCAACCAUCUACUCAGUACAAAAUGAUGGUCUAUGUGACCUUUCAAAGUCUGCAUGUAGUUCUAUCACAGUGACAGGAGCAACCUUUGUUUAUUCACAAAACCUUGUCUGUAGAUUACUAGCAGUGAAGGUAUUAAAUGGAAAAGUUGAGAGGUCAGACAAUGUUACGUUUGUUCAAGCUUCAUAUUUCUCCUUCAAUGAAAUUACUUGUCCAUUAGCAAAUGUUGGUAGCUAUGAAGUCCAGAUCAGUAACAAUAACAGCAGCUUCAGGCAGCCAUUUAUCUUCACAGUAUUUAAUCCAGAUUGUCUCAACUGUAAUGCAACAGGCAUUUGUACAUUAGCUCCUGAGAAGUGCUUCAUCAACAAUCAGUGCUUUUUCUAUGGACAAGAGAAUCCACAGAACCAGUCACUCGUAUGUGAUAACUAUGACGCACCUGACAAGUGGAGCAUAAAAAGAGAUUAUCCUUACAUUCGAGGCAAACCAGUGCUUUCAACAUCUUACAAUGAAACCUUAGAUGAGUUCAUAUUCCUGUGUGAAUUUACUGAACAUGAGCACCCUAAAGUAACUUACUUCAUUGAAUGGCUACAUUUGAGUCAGCGAGUAACAAAAUAUAAUGUUACUGACAUGGGAGUUAACUCAACAGUUCUCAAACUAAAUGUUUCUGAAAUCCCCAACUUUUUUCACAUGUCUAAUGUGUCAUGUGUUCUAACAGCCUGUUAUACAGAUAAUUGUACUUCAUCUGAAAGCCCACCAAAAACAAGCAAUGCUUUCCAUGUUAACAUUGCAAUUGUAGAGCAGAAUGUGGUGGUGACAGAAGGCAUGGGACCUGCUUAUAUCAAAGUGGCAGCUAAUGUACCUACACAUCUGCUAUGUGAAGGCAGUAGUGUUGAGCUGUGUUCUGUGUAUGUCAGCCUUCAAUAUGUCAAGGCAACAAAUGAAUACACAUGCCCUCAGAGUGAUACAGUUAUUCAACAGCUCAUCUUUCCUCACAUAGACAAUGAAUUGGAAAGUUGCAGUACCAGAUUUAAUAAAUGGCCAACUGUGAGGGCACCUGUGUCAGCCACCAUUGACUCUCUUGUAGAAGGGCACAUAUCUAGGUCUGUUGAGGUCUUCAUCAAAUUUGAAUACAACAGCACUGUUGAAGUUAUCAGAUCAAUAGGCCAACAGCAGGUAAACAUCAUUGAUCGUGAUAUUUCAACUAUGUGUGGGUCUGUGAAUGACCCUCAUAUGUCUUCAUUUGAUGGACAAACAUAUAAUAUAUAUUUGGAAGGAGAAUUCAUACUUUACAAACAUACAACUCUACCAUGUGAGGUCCACGGAUACUACAGAAAAUGCAACACUAAGGCUGCCUGUAACUGUGCUGUGUCUGUCAAGUAUGGAGAUGAUGUCAUUCUCAUUGAUAGAUGUGGAUCUACAGCAAGUGACAAACCUAUACCUGUAGAGGUUAAAAUAUUCAAAAACGGAAUGUUGACACCUGGUUUACGUAUCAUUCAACAACUGGAGGGUAGGAAGUUCAAGAUUACAUUACCUACUGGCACUGAAAUCAAAGUCACUGUCACAAACCAUUUCCUUAAUGUGUGGGUGCAAGCAUCAGCUCUUGACUUCAACAAUACAGAAGGCUUAUGUGGCAACUACAAUAAAGACCCAUCAGAUGAUUGGAAAAUGCCAUCUGGGACAAUUUUCACUGGUAUAUCUACAGAACCAAAUGAGUUUACAUUGUCUUGGCGAGUCAAUUCUACACUGACCCACUAUCGUGGAAUUUGUGCCACAGAUAGUACAACAUCAGAAAGCCUAUUCUGUAGAUGCACGGCUAAUGAUUCUUCAGAGUGUCAAACUGGGCUGAAUGUUGUCAAAUGUCCUUUGUCUAACACAGCAUUGAAAUUAAAUGGUGGAGGCAUAGAUGUGACAGAAUUUUAUGUGAACAACAGCUUAACUCCACAAUGCAAUGGCGAACAGUUUGAAUAUGAUGCCAACUACACUUCACAUGCUCUGAAUUGGUCUGUAUUUUCCAACUGGACUGAGGUGAAGGCAAGAAAUUUCUGUAUCAACUACAUUAGACAGAGUACAAUUGGAGUAAUGUGUGGGGACAUAUUUACACUGAGUUACAACACAACUGUUUCUUCAUGCGUAUCAGACAUACAGAUAAUGGACAGUACUGAUUAUGCUGUAGAGGCCCUGAGUAACUUGUUGGAGCAAUGUCUAAGUGGAAUGACAAGAACAGUUGAAUACUGGGUUUCAAAUAAACCAAACACGACCUUCUUGGAUUUAAUGUGCAUCAAUAACUGCAAUGAUCGAGGCAACUGUUCUAAAGGUGUAUGUCAAUGCAGUGAUGGCUUUGGAGGUGUAGAUUGCUCAAUUAACUUGAAGAUCCCACCUACAAUCUUGAGUGUUCUCCCUAAACUGUCAUGUGAAGUCAAGUCUGAAAACUGCCAGGUUUUAACUGUCAUAGGUGGACCUUUUGUUGACUCUGGGGAUCUGACCUGUGUGUUUGAGCAGAUCAAUUAUUUUGGAGAGAAGAAUUACACUGUCAGAGCCAACAGCACUUAUAUUGUCAGUGCUGUGUUCAAGUCUUAUGAGCGCAUCACAUGUCAACUUCCUUUCACUGCAAGCUUCCAGCUGUCUGUACAAAAUGUACUGAACAUAACCAGCAAUGUUGUUAUUUACCAAGCCUACAAUUUAGACUGCUUUACAUGUACUGGGGCUAAUUGCUAUAAACAGCCAAUAUACUGCUUCAUUGAAAAUGAAUGUUAUCUUUUUACAACAAUCAAAAGUGAUAAUUCUGACCUUUUUUGUGAUCCAUCUACUAAUAAAUCUGACUGGACAAAACUAAAUGAUUUCAUCAAAAUUGAGAUUAAACCAAACCUGACAACUAGUUUUAAAAUUAACUUAAACCAGUUUAACUUUGUUUGUGAUUGGACUGGUUUUGUUAAUUUUGAUACAUACUACACAAUAUAUGCUCAGUGGUAUCACGAUGAUGAUCUUGUAAAUGAAAUGCAAAUAAUUGGUAACAAAACAGCUUAUGAAAUGUCUUACCUAAAUUUUAUAGGAUUGAAACAUCAAUCAAAGGUCGUUGGAAAUUUAUCAUUGGUAGUAAAAGAAGGAUAUGAAGACAAAGUUUUCAGGAUAUCUUCCAACUUCCCUCCCCUUGUUUUCUGUGACAAGAACAACAACAGCUCAUGUGAGAUUUCCAUAACCAUGCAAGUCCCACCCAGUUCCAGCUCACCAGAUAUUCGUUGUCCUGUUACCAAACAACCUUUGCCUCAGCUGGUCUUUAGAUGGCAGACAGAGCAACCAUCCAUUCCUGCAUGUGCUGUAGUUAUCAACAAUAACAACUGGCAGCUUACUCAGACAGUGGUAGUCAGAGCUGUGUUGGAUGGAAAGAUAGAUGGAGAUGUUCUAAGGGAUGUCACUGUCCUUGCUCAACUUACUCAAAAUAUCAGCAUUGUUGUUGGCUCUCUUCAGGUCAAGAUUAUUGACACUGACAAUGCAGCCAUUUGUCAGUCUCUAAAUUAUCCACAGAUGACAACUUUUGAUGGAAUGUACUACAAUAAUUUCAAUCCUGGAGAAUACGUUCUUUACCGGCAUGCAUCUGGAAAACAAGAGGUGCGAGCUUACUAUAGAAAGUGCAGAGAUGGCAAAGCUUCAUGUAACUGUGCAUUGAUUGUCAGAGCUGGGAAAACUGUUGUCAGAAUAGACAGAUGUGGACCACUUAUUGGUGAUCCUGAAAGGCAGUAUCCACUUAAUGUUGAUAUGGUUGUUGAUGGAGGACUUACUCAAGGUCUUACUGUAGCAAGUUUUGAUGAUGGGAGAAAAUAUGAAAUACGACUACCCACGGGAAUGAAGGUUAUUGUAACUAUUGACAGUAAACGUAUGCAUUUUGCAAUACAAGCAACCUCAAAUGACUUUAAACAGACAUCAGGUUUAUGUGGAAAUUAUGAUGGCAACAUAACAAAUGAUUUAACAUCACGGUCUGGUGAAAUUAUUUCGCCGGCCAAUAUUGAUACAUUUUCUUUAAGCUGGAGAGUAAACAAAGAAGAGUCCAUAUAUGGAGGCUAUUGUGGUAAUGCUGAAGGUGUGGUUGCUACUCAACCAGUUUUUUGUGCUUGUGAUACAAAACAAACAUGCAAUGGAGAAAUCUACCAGUCUGGAUGUCAGGAUGAAUUAAGAUACAUUUCUGGAGGUAGCUUUUUGAAAUCAACUUUUUGA